Molecule: messenger RNA, 2112 nt
Organism: Pichia kudriavzevii
Lineage: Eukaryota; Fungi; Ascomycota; Pichiomycetes; Pichiales; Pichiaceae
Exons: 1
Coding region: 1-2112 (703 amino acids)
Biological process (GO): DNA-templated transcription
Cellular component (GO): RNA polymerase III complex
Molecular function (GO): single-stranded DNA binding
Source: RefSeq, a predicted model, not a curated record
AUGUCCACAACUAAAAAGGCCGUAAAAAUACCAUCGGAGCUACCGAUAACAGCCAAGACACAAUCACCACUCUGUUUCCUACAUUCUGAAAUACUGCGAGCUUAUAUUGGCGAACAAGGUGCUUAUGUUUACUCUGUUUUGCAUUCACGCCGUAAGCAAACUAUAGGGGAACUUUCUAAAAAAACUGGGUUGUCUAUAGGAAGUUUAAAAAAGUUGUUAACUGUUUUAAUACAACUAGGAUGUGCUGUGUAUAUUAAGAAUGAAAGGACAGGUGCAGUUUCUUAUGCACAUAACGAAGAAGGAUGUUGGAAAUUGACCUUUGCAGAUGACAUUGUUCGUCAUAUUCGUGAGAAGUUUGGUGACAACCAUGCCGGUGUAAUGCAGAAUGUCCUAUUAGGGGGACAUGUUACAAUUGGUUCUUAUGUUAAAGAGAUUGAACUCAAAAGUGAAAUCGAGAUGGUUGAGCAAUCAUUUCUGGAUUUAAUUGAGGAUGGAUGGCUAAUUCAUGUUAAGGGGAUGGAUUUCACAACUUUGAGUGAGAACUUUGCCAACUGUGUUCGCCUAGCAAACAGAGAGUUUAUGGAAAACAGUAGUCAGUACACAAGAAGUGAUGAUAUGGGAAUGGGUGGCGGUGGUGGUAAUCCUAGAUUCAAGAGUGCAGGUUUGUCGCAGCUAAAGAAAACUAUGAUUAUCAAGGAUAUUGCCAAAGAAAAAUUUUUGAAGCUGUAUUAUGAUAACAGUGGUAAAGAACAACUAUAUCGUGUUGGCAUAAGUAAUAAUAAAAGAAGCGAAGGAAGCUCCAUGACUACAUUGUUUAGUGACGACGAAGACGCUGACGAACAGGUUGAUGAUGGAUCCAAAAAAUUGAAAAGAAUCAAUGGGAAUAUUCCAUUGAGUGUUUCAUUUGAAAGAUAUCUAAAAUAUAGCAGGGACACACACUUGGUGUCCAUUAGUAGACAUAGGAUUGGAAAUGUAUCUGCCAUGGUUUAUGAAGUUGUGCUAGACAGAAUUGAGAAAAGUACACGUGAUAUGCGAAAUGUUGAGCAUAUUGUGGAUAGGUUAGUUGCCGAUGCUAGUGUUGGUGCUGGAUCAGCAGGUAGCUCCACAUCUGGUUACGAUCCUAGUACUGCUCAAGAUUUGAAGAAGAGACUCGAGUUAGCUGAUCAACAGAAAGGUAUGAACUUUGGUGCGGCAGAUAUUUUGAAGGCACUUUCAUUAACAAAAAGAUACGAGCUAACUAAAGAUGAUUUACUUGGCACAAUCAUGGAUAACGAAGAGGAUGACGAUGUUCAGAACAGUCGGAAGAGAAAACUAGAAGAAUCAGAAGCUAAUGGAUAUAAAAAAUCUAAAUUGAGUAAACUAGCAGCUCAAAUCAAAACAUUUGAUGAAGAUGAAGACGAAGAAGAGGAUGCUGAUGGAAAAAACAACCAAGAUAAUGGUUUUGAUAUUAAUGGGUCCUCAAGUGAGACAGCGGAACUGCUAAAGCUAAUUUUACACCAUUUGAAACUAUUAACGACCGACACAAAACUGAGUUUUUUGAUAGAGACAACCCCGGGACAAUUUUAUGUCCCCUUCACAGUUCUUCAACAGCAGUUAUCAACCUAUCAUAAGAAGCAGUUGAUUAAAUGCAUAUUAGGCAACGCAUCAUUGCGUGUGUACAAUUGCAUUGAAAGCAAGAGGCUAGCGGAGGAGAAAACCAUUGCAAAGAGCGUAUUAAUGAAGGAGGGAGAUGUGCGUCGUGUUAUAGCAACUCUUACACGGUUUGGCCUCAUUGAGAUCCAAGAGAUCCCUCGUACAACUGAUAGAAGUGCAAUGCGUAGUAUUUUUGCUUUUAAAUUAAAUCGCACAUUGAGAAGCUCAAGGAUGUUGGCAAAUUGUUUGCUCUUCAAUGCAGGCGAGGUUCUGUCAGGGGUGGAAGAACGUAAGGAUGAAAACAAGAUUCUCUUGGCUAAGUUAAGCAGAACUGAUGUCAAAGGACACGAAUCAGAACUGCUUCUACCUAGUGAACUGGAACAGCUAAACAUGAUCUCAUCUGCGAACCGUGCAGACAUGGCACGGCUGCAGAGACUUCGCCAUAUGGGUGUUCUCUUUUGGUUUACAGAGACUGUGUAG